Molecule: messenger RNA, 423 nt
Organism: Phragmites australis (common reed)
Lineage: Eukaryota; Viridiplantae; Streptophyta; Magnoliopsida; Poales; Poaceae
Product: style cell-cycle inhibitor 1-A-like
Exons: 4
Coding region: 1-423 (140 amino acids)
Source: RefSeq, a predicted model, not a curated record
AUGAGGCUGACGUGGCCACAACAUAAGGGGCGGGACAAGGAGGAGAGCAGGAGGAAGAGCCGAGACGACAGAGAGGAAGACAGGCGCAAGAAGAAGAAGAGUAAGCACAGCGACAGGGACAAAGGCAAAGAGAGGGGUUCGAAGGAGAGACAUUCCAAGGAGAAGGAGAAGAGUAAGCGGAAAUACAAGGAUGCUGGGUUUAAAGAAAUAUCCAAAGAUGACUACUUUGCGAAGAACAAUGAAUUUGCAACUUGGCUGAAGGAAGAAAAAGGAAAAUAUUUCUCAGAUCUUUCUUCAGAGUCUGCUUGUGAUCUGUUCCUAAAGUUUGUGAAAGAACGGAACAAAGGAAAGCUGCCGUCACAAUACUACGAGGGGAUUACAAGCGGCCCACGAUCAGCACACAAUUGGAACAUCAAAGCAUGA